CGCUCUCUCUUUCUCUGAGUUUUUAUUUUUUCUCUCUGAGAGAGACUUCUCGUAUUUUUUUUUGGCUUUCUCUUUAGGCUUUUUAAGAGCUUAGUCUUCUUUCAGAUUCAGCUUUCGUGCUCAUGAAAGCUUAUUAAGCUCUCUCUCUCUCUCUCUCCUCUUAGCCUUAAGCCCAGCAGAUGGAUUCAGUUCAAGUCAUUGACCGUGGGGAUUGCAUUGAGGAUGCAUUUGAUGAGCAAUCGCUUUCUCCAGAAAGCUCUGUUGCAUACGAUGUCUUUGGAGAACCCCAGGAAUUUCCUCGAAUGGGUGAUGAAUAUCAGGUUGAAAUUCCACUACUGAUUUCAGGAUCUGAGUAUCUCUGGCUUACAAAGAACCCAGCUGAAAGACCCCAUGAUUUUCUAGUGGGAUUGGCUGUACCUAUGAUGUGGAUCAGUGAUGAAGUUGAGUAUAUUAAAAAUGAAUCAAAGGAAGCAUUUGGUGGUUCAACUGAAGUAUUCAACAAAGACGAGUCUCGAGGAACUGAAUGCAUCAGAGAGACCCACAUUUUUUUGGAAGGUGACAAGUUAGAACCUAAAGCUGAGCCUACAAACAGUACAGUAGACAAUGGGAUUAACUUGAUAGAAUCAACGAAUGUGGCUAAGCAACAUGAAAUGAAGAUAGAAUUUCAUGAUAUGGGUAGAGGCAAAGACUACCGUCCAGUUCCUGGAUCCUUGGGUGACUUGUGGAGUGAUACAGAAGAGGCCAGUUUCAUCCUUGGUUUAUAUAUUUUUGGGAAGAACCUUGCUCUGGUGAAGAGAUUUAUUGGAAGUAAAAAGAUGGGAGAUAUACUGUCAUUCUAUUAUGGGAAAUUUUAUAGGUCUGAUAGAUACCAUAGAUGGGCAGAAUGCCGGAAACUAAGAAGCAGAAGAUGUAUAUAUGGACAACGAAUUUUUACAGGAUUAAGGCUACAGGAAUUUUUAUCUCGGUUGCUUUCCCGUGUGUCAGAGGAAUGCCAAAAUACUUUAAUGGAGGUUUCAAAGGCAUUUGGAGAGGGAAGGAUGUUACUAGAAGAAUAUGUAUUCACUUUAAAGGCUUCAGUUGGGUUGAAUGCUCUUGUCGAAGCAGUUGGAAUUGGUAAAGGGAAGCAGGAUCUCACAGGCAAUAUGGAGCCUUUGAAGUCCACUCAAGUUUUUCCUGUCCACCCAGAAAUACCAAUUGGCAAGGCUUGCUCCACACUUACAACCUUGGAAAUUGCCAACUUUCUUACAGGAGGCUUCCGGCUAAGCAAAACUCGAUCAAAUGAUCUCUUCUGGGAAGCAGUUUGGCCCCGUUUGCUUGCAAGAGGAUGGCACUCUGAGCAGCCCAAUAGUAAUGGUUGUGCCACUAGUUCCAAGCAUUCUUUGGUCUUUCUUAUCCCUGGUAUUAAGAAGUUUUCAAGAAGGAAACUAGUGAAGGGUAACGACUACUUUGAUUCUGUUAGUGAUGUCCUGAGUAAAGUUGCUUUGGACCCAGGGCUUCUUGAGCUUGAAAUUGGAGUAGAUAAUGACUAUAGAAGCAAAGAAGAAAAUGGCCGGACUGAUGAAACAAAACUGGACAAAGAAGAUUUCCCUGAUCAGCAGCGCCACUGUUAUCUCAAGCCACGAACUCCUAAUCGCAGCACAGAUGCCAUGACGUUUACUGUUGUGGAUACAAGUUUGGCUAAUGGAAAAGCAACCAAGGUGAGAGAACUGAGAAGCUUGCCAUCUGGAGUUAUGAACACUCUGGCCUCUGGAAGUGAUUCUGAAGAAGAUGAUGAGGAUGAUUCAGAGGAGCCAACAGAUAAAUCUGACUCUGCUGACACCUUGUACUCUGAUAGAGAUAAGCCCAGAGCCAUGAAUAAAAAUUUUGACCCAGGAACCUCUUUUAACGGGACAGGUUUAGAAAAUAAUGCUUCCAAUGAGGUGUUUCAGGUCAAUGGCCAUGAUCAUACUAAUUUACCUGCUAAUAUCUCCUGUGACCAGAAGACCAUUAUGUGCAGUGACACACAGCCAAGGAAAGGUAAAAAGUGCCAAUUGAGCCAGGGAAUGGGACCAGACAAAAAAGAUCAUUUACCUCCUAUUGCAAAACGACACCGGAAAUUAAAUGCUUUUGGUCGCUCAGAGACAAACCUCAGCAAACUCAACAACUUGGGAGGUGAUCCAUUAAACCCAGAGAAGGCCAGUGGUUUUGCAAAAAAUCCUGAUUUUAGUGAGAAAGUUGUUUCUAAAAUGGAUAUGUCUCAGGAGAAGAAAUUAUCAGCCAGCUUGUCUAAAGGCAGCAUAAGCAUCAGUAGCGAAGGCAUCCUAGGUGGUACCUGUUUUGCUGCUGAAGAUCAUCAUGAAGGACCUCAACCCAGGACGUUGAUUGACUUGAACUUACCUAUUCCUCCAGAUGUUGAGGCUGAUGAGCCUUUCAUGACAGAAACAAAAGAGAGAAAACAUGAUCAAAUGAGCAAUGAGCCAGAUAAUCCCAAUGAGGUGAAACCCUCAGAAUAUGUGGCCAAUUCUGAGCAGCAGCCUAACAUAAAUAACCGGAGACAGAGCACUAGGAGCCGACCACUGACCACUAAAGCACUGGAAGCUCUUGCUUUUGGAUAUCUAGACCCAAAGCAGAAGCGAAAAAGCAGAGAUGCCUCAUCACGAGAAACUUCAAUGUUAAGACCUUCUCGACGUGCUCGUGGUAAAGUGAGAGCUACCGAGAAUUUUGGUAAUAGUAUGGUGGAUUUCAAAGUUGAGGAAAUGGCAAAUGGGAUGUGUCAAAAUAAUAGUGACAUGUUGACCAAGCUUCAAGUUUGACUCAAAGGGCGAAGAUUCACAAUGUCUUGGGUUUCUGAAUUGUUAAGCUGCUGAUGUCAUGAGGGACAACAUGAGAAUGGACUUAACUGGCGUUUGUUGUUGUGCUUCUAUGCUCUGAAGAAUGCUUACCUCUCUCACCUGCAACCAUGACCCUUCAUUUCCUUCACUUAUCUAACUGGUUCAUCAUUUGCAGCUCCAGUUACCUAUUUCACAAAUGAAAUAUGUUGCAAAUUGACUUCCUAGACGUGGUUUGCAUUAGACAAGUCUGCUCUGAUCAGAGGUACUGAGAAUCAGGAAAACAAAACUAGAGUAGAAGAUACUUGUCAAUUCAACAUGUGAUAGAAUAGGGCUCCAUUUCUCUACUUCAAUUUGCAGUGGCUAUGCUUAGUUAUUAGUUGCUGCUCUAGUCUCCAUUCUCAACCUAAAUUACAUGUCGCUGUUUCACUGCUAAUUUAGCUUCUGCAUCUAUGCAAUACAGUAGUCCAUAGUGGUCCAAGCCGAUAAAACGAGUACAGGUGUUUUGUAUCAACAUUUGCUACGUCCAAAUGAGUUAUAAUUUCUGUUGUGUCCUGUUGGUUAAAAAGUUAACUGCAUGAAAUGGGAAGAGAACUUGAUUUAUUGCAA
This is a messenger RNA of Quercus lobata, 3416 nucleotides long. RefSeq lists its product as uncharacterized. Gene Ontology annotation, molecular function: transcription corepressor activity. The record is from RefSeq and is a predicted model, not a curated record. The coding region runs from base 180 to 2792 and encodes 870 amino acids. The transcript has 3 exons. Gene Ontology annotation, cellular component: nucleus. Lineage: Eukaryota; Viridiplantae; Streptophyta; Magnoliopsida; Fagales; Fagaceae.